ACGUCUCGUAAGUAAAUUAUUUAUUUAUUAAAUACUUAACCUCUGAAAAAAAUACUCGCCCAUUUUUAAAAACAAACACCAUGGCUGAAAUAAGCUCGUAUAGAGAUCAGCACUUUAAAGGCUCUCGAAGUGAGCUCGACAAGUUAUUGCGCACGUCAACAACUAUGUACAUUGGAAACUUAGCUUUUUAUACGACUGAAGGCCAGAUAUACGAACUGUUCUCUAAAUGUGGUGAUAUUAAGCGUAUUGUCAUGGGCCUUGACAAAUUCAAGAAAACACCUUGUGGUUUUUGCUUCAUCGAGUACUAUACAAGGGAAGAUGCAGAAAAUUGUAUGCGUUAUGUUAACGGCACUCGUUUAGACGACCGAAUCAUUCGCACAGACUGGGAUGCUGGAUUUCUGGAAGGCAGACAAUAUGGUCGUGGAAAAACAGGUGGUCAAGUGCGGGACGAGUAUAGGACUGAUUAUGAUAUUGGCCGUGGUGGAUAUGGCAAAAACGCUCAACCCAAGGCAGACAUGAUAAUAUUUGGCAGAAAUAAAGACGCCCUUCCAAUGGAUUAAUGCACAAUUUAAGCCCACCAAAUUAUAUCUUUUUCAAAUAUUUAUAAUUUUUUUUUUUUUUUCUUAUCAUGUAAAUUUCCUACUGCUUGAUUUUGUAAAUAAAUA
This is a messenger RNA of Melanaphis sacchari, 665 nucleotides long. Its product is annotated as nuclear cap-binding protein subunit 2-like. NCBI's taxonomy places the organism in Eukaryota, Metazoa, Arthropoda, Insecta, Hemiptera, Aphididae. Bases 81 to 560 code for a protein of 159 amino acids. Gene Ontology annotation, molecular function: RNA cap binding. The record is from RefSeq and is a predicted model, not a curated record. The transcript has a single exon. Gene Ontology annotation, biological process: mRNA cis splicing, via spliceosome. Gene Ontology annotation, cellular component: nuclear cap binding complex.